Molecule: messenger RNA, 1548 nt
Organism: Rotaria socialis
Lineage: Eukaryota; Metazoa; Rotifera; Eurotatoria; Philodinida; Philodinidae
Source: the annotation of a GenBank genome assembly
AUGCGAGAUUCAGCAAUAAUGAUAUGUUAUCGUGAAUGUUUAUCAAAUCUAGAGAAAUUCAACGGUGGAGAAGAAUAUACAAUUUUACAGUUUAUCAACAAUAUCGAAAGAAUUGGGAAAAUGAUCGAUGCAAAUGAUAAGAUUUUAUAUUUUAUGCGUAUGGCAAAAUUAGAUGGUGAAGCACAACAGCCUGAAACAACAGUACCGUAUGUUCCAUAUAUUACAAAUACAGUAUCAACAACUAAUGAUGCAUCAACAACGUUACGGACUCCUACUUAUAUAACUGUUCAAAUAAAUAAUAAACAACAUCAAGCCAUUGUCGAUACUGGAUCUGCAGUCACCAUUAUUAAUCAACAAUUAUUAAAAAAGAUUUAUCACACGGGAUUUAUUUACAAGAAGCAAUUACACAAAUCAGCUAAUUGUACGUCUAUUAAUAUUAUUGGUGAAAUUCAACUUGAAGUUAAAAUACAAGGACAUAAAACUUUAAUUAUAGCGGCUGUUGCAACGAAUCUUAAUACUGAUCUAUUGCUUGGAAACGACUGGACUAUGCAAAACAAUGUUAAUAUUGAUUCAUUACAACGGCAUAUUACUAUUAUUGAUCAGAACCGCCGCGAAUUAGCAACAGCUCCAUUCGUUCAACCUUCAAAUCUUCAAGCUGAAUUAAAUAAUCAUUUUAUUUUACCAAUGUUAUCCGAAGAAGAAAAUUAUCAACCAAAAUAUUUUAAAUCAUUUAAUUACAAGAGGAACAACACUCAAAAGAGUGGUUCCUGUGAUCCAUUGCUUCCUGAGAAGAGGAAGGUCCGAUUUACGGAUUUUACCUGUGAAACAGAACGUCGUGACGAACAACAACAUCAAUGUUAUGUUUGCCAAGAACAAUUUUUACCACACAAUAAUUUACAACAGCAUUUGCAUCAGAAAUGUUAUCCGUCAGAAGCAUCAUUAGAAAAUGAUACUAUAAAUAUUUUAGACGAAAACGCAUUGAAUUAUAAUGAUAGAGAAGGGGGUCAUGUACGAGAUGAACCUUCAAAUGAAAUUGAAAACAUGUCUGCUGAUGGCAUUCAGCAAGAUACAAAGAACGAUCAAAAUCAACAAUAUAUAAAUCAUAAAUCAUUAACAAGAAGCCAACGACAAAACCGCAAGCAUCGAGCUAAAAGAUACCGUUAUGAAAUUAUUCGGAAAAUUUAUCAUAAAUUUACCAUUACAGAUAUUAAAAAAAUCUUAAUACUUGUGGAUAUUUCUGGUCAACCGUAUACCGUACAAAAAAUACUUGAAAUACCAUCUUCACAAUUAAAUUUGAUGUUAACAGAAUUGAAGCGAAAAGAUCUAUGUUUAGGAACCCGUGAUUUAGCAAUGUUAAAUGAAUUCGUGUCGUUAUUAGUUCUAAUUGGUGAAGCAACAACGGUUACUCAAGCUCAAAAUACACCGUCAAUUAGGGAUGCACCAGUACCAGUAUUUACUGGACCAGUAGACCACUAUAAUACUGGUCACCAGUAUAAUACUGGUCACCAGUAUUACUGGUUUUCUACUUCAAAACUAAUUAUCAGCUAA